This is a messenger RNA of Lactuca virosa, 1797 nucleotides long. The record is from the annotation of a GenBank genome assembly. NCBI's taxonomy places the organism in Eukaryota, Viridiplantae, Streptophyta, Magnoliopsida, Asterales, Asteraceae.
CUCCACCAGCAAUGGAAGAUCGCCUUUGACGUCACAAGGGAAGACAAUAAAUUCACUCUAAUCUACAUACAUAGUAGAAGUAGAGCUUAAUCACACAUCAACAAGAUUACGUGACAAAAAAACAUCAAAUUCAUCGUUUAUUAGAGCAACAGUUUGUUAAAAGAGAUCGAAUUUUCGAUUGAGGAUUGCAGAUUUGACAAAAGGAGAUAAAAAAUGAGGGCGUUGGUAGAUUCACUUGGGCUUUUGUUCAUGAUUUCGAUGUUCAGUGCUUGUAACGGGCUAUCUACUCCUCGAAUCAUUGAACGCAUGCACAUCAGCAGUAGUGGUAGCAGCAACAGCAGUUAUUUGACCAAGGAUGAGCUCUGGUUCAAUCAGACGCUCGAUCAUUUUUCCCCUUACGAUCAUCGUAAGUUUGGGCAGCGGUAUUACGAGUACUUGAACGAAUUCAAGCUUCCCCAUGGUCCAAUCUUCUUAAAAAUAUGUGGUGAAGCUGCAUGUAACGGGAUAUCAAAUGACUAUAUGAGCAUUUUGGCAAAGAAGUUUGGAGCUGCUUUAGUUACACUUGAGCAUCGAUACUACGGAAAGAGUUCUCCAUUCAAAUCUCUAACAACCAAAAACCUAAAAUUUCUUUCAUCUAAGCAGGCACUGUUUGACUUAGCUGCUUUCCAUCAAUUCUAUCAGGAAUCAUUAAACUCAAAACUCAACAGAACAAAUAUUGAAAAUCCAUGGUUUGUGUUUGGUGUUUCUUAUGCUGGAGCUCUUAGCGCAUGGUUUCGUUUGAAGUUCCCUCAUCUCACAUGUGGGAGUCUUGCAAGCUCUGCUGUAGUUAAUGCUGUUUACAACUUCACUGAAUUCGACCAACAGGUUGGUGAGUCAGCAGGACCUGAAUGUAAAGCUGUAUUACAAGAAGUUACUCAACUUGUUGAAGAAAAGCUUGCAUCUAAUAGUAACGCAUUGAAGACCACAUUUGGUGCUACUCAGCUAAAAAUAGAUGGUGACUUCUUGUAUUUUCUAGCGGAUGCUGCAGCCAUAGCUUUUCAAUAUGGGAAUCCGGAUAAACUUUGCACACCAAUGACUAAAGCUAAAAAGGCGGGAGAAGAUCUAGUGAAUGCAUAUGCAAAAUACGUGAAGGAAUAUUAUGUAGGAAGUUUUGGAGCUGAAGUUGAAUCAUAUAACCAAGAAAAUCUUAAAAAGACAAACCCAAGUAUGUAUGAAUCUGGUGAUCGAUUAUGGUGGUUUCAAGUUUGUAGUGAAGUUGCAUAUUUCCAGGUGGCACCUUCAAAUGAUAGCAUUCGCUCUUCAAAGAUUGACAUAAGGUAUCAUUUGGAUCUAUGUAAAAAUGUAUUUGGAGAAGGUGUGUAUCCACUUGUUAAUGCUACAAAUCUUUACUAUGGGGGCAAAAACAUUGCUGGAUCAAAAAUAGUUUUUACAAAUGGGUCACAAGAUCCAUGGAGACGAGCAUCAAAGCAAGUGUCAUCUGAAAGCAUGCCAUCAUAUAUAAUUAGUUGUCAUAAAUGUGGUCAUGGAAGUGAUUUAAGAGGUUGCCCACAGUCUCCUUCGCCUCCUGAAGGAAGCUCAAAGGGGUGUAGUUCACCGGAUGUGGUUGACAAAGUAAGACAUGAGAUUGUAGAACAGAUAGACUUAUGGUUGGCUGAGUGUCAUGAUUUUGGUAAGUGUUCAAGCCAAUAAGUCUUCAGAAGAACAUGUGGAUAGUUGCUUCAUUCAUGAUCUUAAUUAUCUGUUUUUAGUGAGAUUGAGAGAUGAUGAUGCAAAUAAGACAUGCAAUGUAUCAAAACC